AUUUAAUUGGUUUUGAUUUGUAGAUCCACAGAUUCGAACCCUCAUCUUCUACUUCCAUCAUCUCAUCUUUCUUUGAACAGUUACCGCUACGCUACAGAAGAUGGGCAGUCAACCGAGUCCGUUACAGCCAGCUAUGUUAAUGGGUUCACCUUCUUUUCCAAACGCACUUGCUUGGUCUCAUGAUAAUCUCAUUGCUGCUGCUUCUGGUCAUUUCGUUACCAUUCUCAGACCAGACUUACCUAACGGUCCACGUGGCUUGAUUAAAGUCAUCCCAAACGAGCCUCUUAUUUUAGGGUUUAUAGAUAGAAAAGAUUUACACUCUGGGUGCCUCCUGCCUACAGCUUUGUAUCGGGAUGAUAAACCAGUUGUUCGAUCAAUAUCAUGGUCUCCACUUGGCAUGGCUCCCAACUCAGGGUGCUUGAUUGCUGUUUGCACCUCUGAUGGACACGUUAAAGUUUAUCGUCCGCCCUUUUGUGAUUUUUGUGCUGAAUGGAUUGAGGUUGUGGACAUAACUCAAAGGCUGUAUGAAUAUUUCCGAUGUACUGAGUUUCAAGGCACAGGAGGGAGUAAUUCAUUAGAUUUUUCCGAAGUUCCUAGCAAUAGACCGUGUCUGCUGAAAAAUGCGUCAGGCCAAGUGGAUUCUGUCACACCAAAUGAUGAAGUGUCAGAGAAAAUGCCUGAGAGCCAAUUAUUGUCAUUGAUAAGCGCUGAUGAAUAUGCUUCCCGCAGUGCAAUGCUAUAUUCGCUUGUUGUUUCUUGGUCUCCCUUGCUGCAUGUAGCAUCUGAAUUUUAUCCCGAUCCUAAUAGAAAUGCCUCUGUCAGUCUUCUUGCUGUUGGUGGGAAGUCUGGUAAAAUUUCUUUAUGGAGAUUUCACCAACCAGAUUGCUUUACUAUUGAGGACAGAAAAGUCCCAGCUGUUGUGAAGUUUAUUGGUCUCCUUCACGCACACAAUUCAUGGAUCACAACAAUGAGCUGGCUGUUGUUUGCUUUUGAUUCCUUAAAUCCUCAAAUUAUACUAGUUACUGGAAGCUCUGAUGGGAGUGUGAAGGUUUGGUUGGGUGACAAUGACAAAUUGCUCAAAUCAUCAGAAGUUGAUCCAAAUUCCUUUUUAUUAUUGAAGGAGGUUAUAACUGCAAAUGCUGUCCCAGUUUCAGUACUUUCAGUAACUGUGCAUGUUCAGUACCCCUCCAAGAUGCUUUUAGCCAUAGGCAAAGUUUCUGGUUCCAUUGAGAUAUGGCUAUGUGACAUAUCCUCUAGGGAAUUUGAUAAGCUUGGCUCAUAUGAUGCACAUUAUUAUGCUGUUACCAGUUUGACUUGGGCGUUUGAUGGAAGAUUUUUGUGCAGCUGUAGCCAGGAUAAUAUAUUGCGUGGCUGGAUUUUGCACGAGCGCCUCCUUGAUGAAAUACCAAUUUUUUCUGACAUGCCCCGUAGCAAUGAUUCAACCUGUCCUUCAAGAGAUACAUUUGAAUCAUGUUUUGGCGUAGCUGUGUCCCCUGGAAAUCUUGUCAUUGCAACUGUUCAUUGCUUUGAUAUUGAUAAACUGAAUCGAAUGUAUGAAGGAAGGAUUCUGAGGGCAGCCAUUGAAUACUUCUGGAUUGGUGGGCUACAAGUUGAUGUUUUGUUGAAAUCUCCCUUUUCAUGCAACAUUGAAGAACUUCCCACUUUUCCAGAGAAAGAAUUAACUUAUUGGGGGGCCAAUAUCAUAUGGUCUUUAAACCAUUAUCAAUGUGUCGAUAAGCCUCUGGUUUUUUGGGAUAUAAUUGCAGCAUUAUUGGCUUUCAAGGAAAACAAGUCAAAAUAUGUAGAACAUUUAGUGGUCAAAUGGCUCUCAUUAUCAUUUCUGGGAUCUCAUAUGAAUCUUCCUCCUGAGGAAGUGUUAUCACGUCUCAUUUCAAGGUUGUCGGACAUUCCUUCUCGACUGCUGCACUUGCUCAAUAUAAUUUGUAGACGUGUAAUGUUGGCACAGCUGGAUGCUGAUCAGUUAACCAUAAUAAAUAGCAAAUUUCAAAACAUGGAUGGGGUAUGUCCUGUCAUUGAAGAGGAAAUGACUAAGUGGGUAGAAGUUCUUUUAGGCAGUGAAAGAGAGCUUCGUGAAAGGAACGUGGGUCUUAGUUUCUCUGCUCUCCAAACUAGCAUGUUCAAUCAAGAAGCAACUCCAUCCCUGCCUGGCCGUUGGUAUCCUGUUGGAUUAGCACAGAUGGAACAAUGGGUUGCUUUAAAUCAGGAAGACAUACAUGACCAGUUAAAAUCCAUUGCAUCAAAAGUUACUCAUGAGAAAAGCAGGUUUGUGCCCAAAAAAUGUUCAGCAAUGGAGUCAUGCAAUUAUUGUUCAGCACCUGUUCCAUUUGAAUCACCAGAGUUUGGUUUUUGUCAAAGUGAAAAUUGCAGUAGUGGUAAUGUUAAACGUCGCAAGUUAUUGAGAUGUGCGGUUUGUAUGGAGGUUUGUCCUAGCACCCCACUAUGGUUUUGUGUAUGUUGUCAUAGGUUUGUGUUUAGGUUGGCGCCGGAACCACUUUUUAGAAUGUCUUCAUUUUGUAUAGAUUCAGACUCUUCAAAUAGUUCUUCUCAAGCAGUUUCCUCAAAACCGCUGUGUCCCUUCUGUGGGAUACUGCUACAGAGAAAACAGCCAGACUUUCUACUUUCUUCCUCACCUGUAUAAGAAUAUUGAACUGUUUUGUAUUUAUUAUUAAAGUGUAUUUAUUACUGUAGUAGAAAUAAAUUGUAGUUUGCAUA
Medicago truncatula (barrel medic) is the source of this 2733-nucleotide messenger RNA. RefSeq lists its product as uncharacterized. The transcript has 14 exons. The record is from RefSeq and is a predicted model, not a curated record. Gene Ontology annotation, molecular function: histone acetyltransferase activity; protein binding. Gene Ontology annotation, biological process: transcription initiation at RNA polymerase III promoter. Gene Ontology annotation, cellular component: transcription factor TFIIIC complex. NCBI's taxonomy places the organism in Eukaryota, Viridiplantae, Streptophyta, Magnoliopsida, Fabales, Fabaceae. The coding region runs from base 101 to 2659 and encodes 852 amino acids.